AUGACGUCAUCGAGUGCUAGGCCUCAAAAUCGAUCGAGAAAUGUGGCUGAGCAACAAAGGUUAUUGUCAUUCACAAAUGUUAACAGCACUCACAUGCUGUGUUGUUGCUGCUGGCCGCUUUAUUCGUGUGCUUUGACUCUUAGCAUUAUCGAUACGAGUUUUGUUGGCAUAUUUACAUUUCGAUCAGCUGAAUUAGUCUUUAAAUCAACCAGAAAUAGUAAAUGGAUCGAUAUCAGUAUAUUAUUGUUUUUCUUGGCCUCUUUCACAUGUGAGUUGUUAAGUCUGUUAACUUUGGGCUUGUCUCAUUCACGUAACAAUUCUCGAUACGUAAUACCACGGAUAACUUUACUUACUGGUCAAGCUGCCUUAACAACAUUCAUAUCUUUGUUUCUAGUUUUAUACUUUGUGGGAUUUUCUCAAUAUCUUAAUGAUAUUUUUAUCAGUUCAUAUGAGUAUUGGAUGGAUGAAAAACUUUCUGCUAAUGAUCGUGCCGAUGCAGUUCAUGAAUUAUUCGUAUAUGCUGUAGGUAUUUUUAUUCUUUCAUUUAUUUACACCAUAUAUGAGCUGUUCGAGUUGUACAUCACCAAGAAAUACCAAAAUACACUUGAUACACCCCCAGAAUUUAUCCCUGUACUCCAUCAAGAACCACCAAGACCUGCUGGACCAAACUUAAAUAUGGAUCAAACACAUUACUUACCACCACCACCUUAUAAUCCUCAAUACUGCUAA
This is a messenger RNA of Thelazia callipaeda (thelaziosis nematode), 729 nucleotides long. The record is from the annotation of a GenBank genome assembly. NCBI's taxonomy places the organism in Eukaryota, Metazoa, Nematoda, Chromadorea, Rhabditida, Thelaziidae.